AUGCCCGUCUCUAACGACCUCCAGAGAGUCGCUGGUCGCCGGGCAACUUUCGAUGUCGCGCACCAGUCGAGUUCUGGUGAAGACUUGACCUGGUCAUACGCUUCUCCCUCACCAGAUGAGCUUGCCCAUGCCGGAUUUUAUUACACUCCAACCGCGCUUAGCCCGGACAACACAACCUGCUUUCUUUGCGAACGAUCUCUUGAUGGAUGGGAAGAGGGAGAUGAUCCUUUUACAGAACACUUACACUUCUCCCCCGAAUGCGGAUGGGCCAUUAUGAUGGCUAUUACGCGGAAGACCUCAGACCCUUCGCAGAUUGAGGACCCGACCAGCUCAAAAAUUGCUGAUGCUCGAAGGGCUACCUUCUUCUCGUGGCCACAUGAUGGGAAGCGAGGGUGGCUUUGCAAGACGGAGAAGAUGGUGGAAGCAGGUUGGUAUUUCUGCCCGAAUGAAGAAAGUGACGAUUUGGUCAGCUGCCCGUACUGCAAGCUCUCUCUGGAUGGAUGGGAGCCAAAGGACCACCCAUUUGACGAACAUUAUCGUCGCUCUUCCGACUGUUCUUUCUUCGAAUUUGCAAAGCAACCAAAGAAGUCUAGCAAAUCAACACGUGCAAAGACAGUGCGCGGCUCAAAGGCUUCACGACUCUCUACACAAUCGAAUGCUACGACCGUUUCAGAGGCAGCGUCAAUUGAUUUCGACGAUACCAUGGACCAAAGCAUCAUGUCCCAGGGGGGAACCCGUGCUUCUAAGGCUUCGAAGAAGACAACCAAGUCAAAGGCGAGAAACACGAAGGCGAGGACGGAAGAGGACGCAGAUAUUUCUAGUCUGCGGGAGAACAUUGACUAUUCGGGUAAAGAAACAUCCGCUUUACUUGAAAGCCCUUCGAGGGGCACAAAAAGAAAGAGCGCGGCAAUCAGCGGGUUAGAAGGGAAUAACCUAGACGAUAACCAGCCAGAGCCAGAGCCAAAGACCAAGAAGAAACGCGUCACAUCAACACGGACAAAGAGGGCAAGGAGUACAACAAGUUCUGUGAUCGAUUAUGCAGAGCCUACGGAUGAUGAAUUAGGCUUGGAGGUUGCGUCAAAACCGAAGAGAGGCCGUAAGAAAGGGAGCACUAGCAAGACACGUAAGUCAUCUAUUGCAUCCAAUGCCCCGGCUGCCCCGUCAAAGUCUCAGAUACCCAAUGAUGAGGAGCUUGAUGCGCAGCUGGAGGCCGACCUUGACAAAGAGCUUCCAAUGGAGGAUAUGGCCAGCAACACAGCCAAAAAAGCCCCUAGCCAACGGCGUCAAAAAUCUAGCCUGAAAGAUGAAGGUUUGGAUGAACCACCUAAGCAGGAACAGCAAAAGAAAAAUACAACAAAAACUACAAGGAAGAAGCAAACAUCUACUUCAUCCGUGGACAAAUUUCCCACGAGUAAACUUGAUCAGCCCCCACAACUGCACUCGGAAGCGGAUGUGGACAUGGACGAGCCGGUUGUAUCUAUACCAACCCAGACCCAAGAAGAUAUCAAAGCACCUAGCGAGGAACUGACUUCGCCGCCCAAGAAGGUCAAGCAAAGCAAGAAGACGAAAACUAUGUCAAACGCUGCGAAAUCACGAAAGAAAAGCGCAGACAGCGAUAGUGUCAAUGACAUCGACACUCUCGGUGCUACUGAGCAAAGCGAAAAUGUGGCAUCAAAUAGGGAGGAACCACCAAUGCCUCGGUUGUCUAAGAGCCGGAGAAGAGCCGGGGCCCCAGCAGCCCAACAGCUAGAAACCGAGUCACUGCCUCAAAAGAAGCGUGGUUCAAGCAGACAGGUGCCUGGUAAUGAACCUGAUGGUCGUCGACCCUCUAAACAAGUACAGCAAGUCCAAGAAACUCCCUCUGAAAUGAGGCCAUCAGCACACCAAUCGCCCCAUGAAAAUACCCCGUCCCCAUCUCCUCAAGCUUCAGACGCAGAAAACCGACCACCUUCGAGUAAGCCAUCGACCAUGUCCAAAACAAAGCCCGAUGCAGCAUCUCACGUCAGGGAACUUUUAGCCACAAAGGCUCUUAUUAUAUCUCCGUCGAAGGGGGAGCUGAGCUCAAGGCAGCUUACCACCGCUGAACCUUGGGAUCCCAUUGACCCGGAUGAAGCACUCCUCCCUGACCCGACAGAAAAGGAGAAUGUGUCUCUAACAGAAAUUUUGCACGCGGCAAAGGACGGGAUUACCAGCCCUGAGAAGCGAAUGAAUAUUGAGGAGUGGGUAUUCUGGAACGCAGAAAAGGGCGAGGAGAAAUUGCGCAAUGAAUGCGAGAGAGUCGUUGGUAUUUUUGAAAGGGAAGGCGGACGUGCAAUGCAGGCGCUAAACGGGAUCGAAUGCAUAGAUUAA
Messenger RNA from Nannizzia gypsea CBS 118893, 2349 nucleotides. RefSeq lists its product as hypothetical. The transcript has 5 exons. NCBI's taxonomy places the organism in Eukaryota, Fungi, Ascomycota, Eurotiomycetes, Onygenales, Arthrodermataceae. The coding region runs from base 1 to 2349 and encodes 782 amino acids. The record is from RefSeq and is a predicted model, not a curated record.